Molecule: messenger RNA, 3011 nt
Organism: Sus scrofa (pig)
Lineage: Eukaryota; Metazoa; Chordata; Mammalia; Artiodactyla; Suidae
Gene: ALDH4A1
Product: aldehyde dehydrogenase 4 family member A1
Molecular function (GO): L-glutamate gamma-semialdehyde dehydrogenase (NAD+) activity
Source: RefSeq, marked provisional
GAUGCUGCUGUCGCUGCCCGCGCUCCGCCGUGCCCUGUUGGCUCGCCCCUGGAGGGCGGCCGGGCUAUGUUGGAAGCACAUUUCGUCCUUGGAGGUGGCCAAUGAGCCGGUCUUGACAUUCACGCAGGGCAGCCCCGAGCGAGAUGCGCUGCGGAAGGCCUUGAAGGAGCUGAAGGGCCGGACGGAAGCCAUCCCAUGUGUGGUGGGGGACGAGGAGGUGUGGACCUCGGACGUGCGGUACCAGGUGUCGCCCUUUAACCAUGGACAUAAGGUGGCCAAGUUCUGCUAUGCAGACAAGGCCCUGCUCCACAGAGCCAUCGAGGCUGCCUUGGCUGCCAGGAAAGAGUGGGACCUGAAGCCUGUGGCAGACCGGGCCCAGGUCUUCCUGAAGGCAGCAGAUAUGCUGAGUGGGCCGCGCAGGGCGGAGAUCCUGGCCAAGACCAUGGUGGGACAGGGGAAGACGGUGAUCCAAGCGGAGAUCGACGCCGCAGCCGAACUCAUCGACUUCUUCCGAUUCAACGCCAAGUUUGCGGUGGAGCUGGAAGGGCAGCAGCCGAUCAGUGUGCCGCCCAGCACCAACAGCGUGGUGUACCGGGGGCUGGAGGGCUUCGUAGCGGCCAUAUCGCCCUUUAACUUCACUGCGAUCGGCGGCAACCUGGCGGGGGCGCCGGCCUUGAUGGGCAAUGUGGUCCUGUGGAAGCCCAGUGACACUGCCAUGCUGGCCAGCUACGCCGUCUACCGCGUUCUCCGGGAGGCUGGUCUGCCCCCCAACAUCAUUCAGUUUGUACCAGCUGAUGGGCCCACGUUUGGGGACACCGUCACCAGCUCAGAGCACCUGUGUGGCAUCAACUUCACUGGCAGCGUGCCCACCUUCAAACACCUGUGGAAGCAGGUGGCCCAGAACCUGGACCACUUCCGCACCUUCCCACGUCUGGCCGGAGAGUGUGGCGGGAAGAACUUCCACUUCGUUCAUCGAUCGGCCGACGUGGACAGCGUGGUGAGCGGGACCCUGCGCUCAGCCUUCGAGUACGGCGGCCAGAAGUGCUCGGCCUGCUCCCGCCUCUACGUGCCCGGCUCACUGUGGCCGCAGAUCAAAGGGCGGCUGCUGGAGGAGCACGGCAGGAUCAAAGUGGGCGACCCUGCGGAGGAUUUUGGGACCUUCUUCUCCGCCGUGAUUGAUGCUAAGUCCUUUGGCCGCAUCAGGAAGUGGCUGGAGCAUGCCCGCUCCUCCCCCAGCCUCACCAUCCUGGCUGGGGGCCAGUGUGAUGACUCCGUGGGGUACUUCGUGGAGCCCUGCAUCAUCGAGAGCAAGGACCCCCAGGAACCCAUCAUGAAGGAGGAGAUCUUCGGGCCUCUGCUGACGGUGUACGUCUACCCUGAUGACAAGUACAAAGAGACCCUGCGGCUGGUCGACAGCACUACCAGCUAUGGCCUCGGGGCAGUGUUUGCCCAGGAUAAGGAUGUUGUCCGGGAGGCCACAGAGAUGCUGAGGAAUGCUGCUGGCAACUUCUACAUCAAUGACAAGUCCACGGGGUCGGUGGUGGGCCAGCAGCCCUUUGGGGGGGCCCGAGCCUCAGGGACCAACGACAAGCCCGGGGGACCCCACUAUGUCCUGCGGUGGACAUCACCCCAGGUCAUCAAGGAGACUCACAAGCCGCUGGGGGAUUGGCGCUACCCAUACAUGCAGUGAGCACGUCGCUCGGCGCCUCUGUGGUCCACCUAUCUGUCCGUCCAGAUGACUGAUCUCAGUGCACUGAUCCCACCCCCCGAGCCCUCUACCCGGGUCCCCACAGGACGACCCUCUUUCUAGGGCAAGGCCUGACCCCCGGCCCCUCUGUCCUGCUCCACCCCUCAAAGUCUAAUUUGAGAUCAUGCUGUGAGGAGGAACAGGGCUGCCACCCCAACCCCAUCAGGUGUCCUAGGAAUUCCAUCUGGUUGGUGUGACCGUGGUGUCCGGCUGGUUCUCCGUCUGUCCCUUUCUUCUUCACACUGGCCCCGUGGCUCUGGGACCUGGGGAGGGGCAGUGGAGUUGCUUGCGGAUCCGUGGAGGAAAAGGAGGCAGCUCUGGGCCCCCUGACAAACCUCACCACCCACAGUGGCCUUGGCCCUGGCUGCUCUGCGCCUCGGGAUUGGGCAUGGGCAGGGUGACCCUCAGGGCGAGCUGUGGCUGCAGGGUGUCAGGACACCCACUGGCCUUGCGCUCUCUGGUCCGGGCCACCCACUUCCUCACUAGCUCUUUGUCCAGAUGCACCUAUGCCCGCUGGGUACCUGUGCCCAACCAAAAGCCUUAGAUGCUGUGUGCCUUCCCCCAGAGUGCCUGUGCUCGCCUGAGGCCCACAGAUUCCUGGCCAUCUCCAUGUGGUGGGGCUGGGGGCGGCUACCAGUCACCUGCUCGUGGGGCGUGCUGGGCCUUCCCGUUUGGGCUGUGAGCUUGAUAUCCUUGUUGGGCGGGCCCUUCCUGCUGCUUCCCUUAACUCUGGGUCCCGCUUCUAGAGAGAGCCACUCUCAGAGCCCCAGUUGCCCUGGGAUUUCCUGCAGGAGCUCAGCGCCCACUGGCCAUGGUCGAUCAUAGAUGUUGCUCCCAUUUCUCAUUUAGCCCUGACAUUCUACAGAAUGUUCUGUAGAAUCAUCCCUCCUUUGCGUGUUAGUGGCUCUGUGUGGACUGGCCCCUAAGAGGCCUGUUCUGUGAUGCAGCCAAUACAUGCUGGGUGGAUUCUGGGUGGCCAGGGGGCUGGAGGGGGUGACUUUGGAGGACAGUUUCUAGGGGGCCCUGAAAGAGCUAUGCCCUCCUCAAGCCGGGCUGCAUGGGGCCCCCAUGGGGCUGGGGUGGCCAUUCCCCAAGUGCAUGGUUUCACACCGUGGCCCAAGGUCAGGGGUGGGUCCUGAUGCUGCCCGGCUUGUUUCCCACGAGAUGCCAGGUCAGGAGGGGGCUUCUACACUGGUUCUGGUUCUACACUGAAGUGGCAAUGGGAUUUGCCCUGAUGCCACCUAAUAAAGUGCCUGUUACUUAA